This is a messenger RNA of Vespa mandarinia (Asian giant hornet), 2793 nucleotides long. RefSeq lists its product as uncharacterized. NCBI's taxonomy places the organism in Eukaryota, Metazoa, Arthropoda, Insecta, Hymenoptera, Vespidae. The record is from RefSeq and is a predicted model, not a curated record.
CGUCAAGUCCACCGUGCCAGUUAAGUUUGAACACCAUGAGGCUUGAUAAUAUACACAUUUUUUCUUGCGUUCUUCUUACGCUCGGAUUUAUUAUCAUAACGGAGUGUACGAAAAGAAAUCAUAAAGAUACAUUGAAAGAAUUGAAUGAGAAAAGGAAGAACGAUUCUACGAUUAUCGAAGAAAUUUUUAAUGCAAGGACCGAAAUAGAAGAUAAUAAGGAAAAUGAUCCACCGCCUGAAAAAGAAUUACCUAUUUUGCCACCUUUGAUACUAUUGGAUUUUAAUAAUGAUACGAUCGAUGCUAAUACAACGAGCGAGGAGAAAUCUAAACGUACGGUUAAUAAUAAUUUGGGUUAUGGAUUUCAAAGAAAUUCAUUGCUUAUGGGAAAGACUAAUUAUUAUUUUCCUGCUGGUAAAACUGGAACAAUCGUUAGUAUCGAGGAAUCGAUUAGUCCAUUUUUACCAAGAACGAUAAUCGAGAAAUAUAAUCCAAAUAAUCAAAAUCUAAAGGAAACUAAUGGAUUUUCGAAUUUGCGAACAUCUCAAACAAAUUUCGGAUCAAAUACGAAAGUUGAGAAAGUAACAAAUUAUUAUGACACGUUCGAUUCAAAUUAUCGACGAAAAAAUGAAAGAUUAUCGUCGUCGACUCCUUCUCCAUUUUCCGUUUCGUCGAGCACUCAAAUACCACAGAAUCAUUUCGAUUCGAAAUCCUCGAGAUAUUUGCUUUCGAAUUUGAAUAUUCCAUCGUAUCAGUCCACCAACUUCAAUACAGAUUUCAAUGGACAAAGAGGAAAUAUAUUUCGUCCAACUGUCCAAACUUACGUCGAACGAGGUCAAAACGUAUUUCAACCUACCAGUACACCAACUACAGAAAUCGAUGACUCGCAAAUAUUUAGAGUGGACUAUACUCCUCAUCGAUCUGGCGGACAGUCACCGAAUUAUUUUGAAUUAAAACAAAAUGAUUUUCGUGGUAUGUCUUCUUUGAGUCAGUCCAAUCGUCAAGCUUCUAAUUAUAAUGACGUUAAUUCUCAAACAUAUAAUCAACAAAAACAAAAUAAAAUAGUUUCAACUACGGCAAGUCCAAUUGAUAUAAAUCCACAAAGUUACAGACACUUACAGAACAUUUUUAAUCCUAAUGCUAAUCAACAAUUUUACGAAGGGCAAAGACAAAAUUUCGAAAUUGCGUCGCGAGAUUCAUUGAUAUCUAAUAUUCCAGAUUUCAAUGAUAAUAGAAACAAUUAUCGAAUUUAUACAGAACAACGACAAAACGAUCGACCUAUAUUUGCAACACCGAGCUCAAUCGAUGAGAAUUAUGAAUACGUCAAAAAUCCAACGACUCUGGUAAAUCUACCAAGGUAUACGAUAGAAAAUGGUGUACAAUACAAGAAUAAAAUAUUUUGGAAAUAUCCAGAUGGUAGAAUAUCUCACGAUCCACCGGCCACUUACGUAGAGACUUAUAUCGGUGGCUCAACGGCGAGUCCAAAAGUUUCGAAACUUCAUGAAAGUUACAUUGAGACAUCUACAGAAAAUAGUGCCAAUGCUCAAGGUCCAAUACAGUUUCCAAUUGCACCGGAAUUACCAUCGGAAGAAAAUCCAUUUGUCUCGUCAGAUUCUUUGUCCUCUAAUUUAUCGCAUCAGCAGGCAUAUAGAAUAGGUUAUCAGAAUUUAGUUAGCCAAAGACCAAACGUAUUGCUGGCACAGAGAGCAAAGAUGGAACUUACAGCGGCCACAGCUUCUUCAUUUAUAAACACAACACCUUUACCAGUUACCAAGAGACCAACAUUUUCGAAUAAAAAUAACCAAGAUCGUAAUCAUUUUUCAACGGGUUAUACUACCACGGUAAAACCAGUCUCAAGAUAUAUGGUCGAUGGACCAAACGCUGAAUACGUCGAUACUACCGAGUCCUUAUUCAAAGGCAAGUCAGCCAAUGGUGAUUCAGGAAGUAAAGCCAAGCAGAAUAACAAGAAUCUCAACGAGUAUAACAAUCUUCAAUAUUCGGAUCUUCUUAGCUACAAUCCAUCUAUAUCCCAAUAUAUAAAGGAUCCAUCAUCAAUAUUGAACGUUCGACCGACUUUCGUACAAGCUGGAAAUUCUUUAGUACCUGUUAUAAUACUUAGGAUAGACGGUACUCCACCGGUUCAACCUAAACCUACGUCUAACAUCAAUCUAAAAGCUCUUCUACAAGAAUAUUUAAUACAAUAUGCUAACAGUAUAAAAGAAUUAGCUCAACCUACCAAUUAUGAACUUGGAGCGGAACAAUUUAGUCAAACUCAACGUACGAUUCAGGCGGGUAAUCGUUUAUUGCAAUUAGCACGAGAAACGCAAAAUGAGAACGACGAUUCUUUUUCGUUAUCUUCUUCUCCUUCAUCAUCAUCUUCUUCUUCUUCUUCUUCUUCUUCUUCUUCCUUUCUUUCACAAUCUUCUUAUCCGGUUGCGAAAAAUUACGAAGGAAAUAUAUUUCUAAUGGAAGAAGAGGAGACUCGUCCGAUUGGUAAGUUCGGUGAUCGUACCCACGUAAGACCAAAAAUAAAGAGCGUUCAAAUUAUCGACGAUCGAAGAUAUACCAGUUAAAAAUUUUAACUAUUGUAAAAUGUGUUAUCUGUACCUGAUAACGAAAUUUUCAUAUCAUAGUUAUUAAUAACUUUGACGAAAGAGGAACUUAACGAGGAAUUAAUCGAGGAAUUAAUCGAGAUAAUUAAUUUUAAACGAGAAACAAUGGUUUUCGGUGGAAGCGUUUUAUAAAAAAAAAAAAGAAAAAAAAAAUGACGAAAAAAAAAGAAAAGAAAAAGAAGAA